Amaranthus tricolor (Joseph's coat) is the source of this 1540-nucleotide messenger RNA. RefSeq names its product protein ACCELERATED CELL DEATH 6-like. The record is from RefSeq and is a predicted model, not a curated record. Lineage: Eukaryota; Viridiplantae; Streptophyta; Magnoliopsida; Caryophyllales; Amaranthaceae. The transcript has 2 exons. Gene Ontology annotation, molecular function: protein binding. The coding region runs from base 162 to 1220 and encodes 352 amino acids.
ACAAUUUUCCAUCAAAAAUACAUCAACCACAUUCAAUAAACUUACCACCUCAAACACGCACAAAACCUAAUAACAAUUCCUCUUUCACAAUUCCUCUUUCAUAAUAACCUUGGGUCACCAUAAUAACAAUUUUCCAAGGUUAUUAUCUCACAUUGAAGGAAAUGGCAAAAAAGUUUAAGAUUUUGAGAUUAAGUACACCCUCUUUCACAAUUCCUCUUCAAAAUUCUGAUCCAUUCCCCUUUGAAAUUAUCACUUCCACAAAAGGCAAAACCCUAAUUCCACGAAUCAUGGAUACAAAUAUUUCUGUUUAUCCAAUUAGAAUUGAUGUCCAUUUGGAUUCUCAAAGGAGAAGUUCUAACAAUAUUAUCAGACCUGCUAGUUGUGAGCCUGGUGAUAUGGACCUACACAACGCAGCAAGUAACGGGAAUCUUAAAAGAGCCGAGGAGGCGGUUCAUCGAAAUAAGGAGUUGUUAUGGAAAAUAGACUCUCCAACGGGAAAUAUACCUUUACACAUCGCUGUGCAAAAUGGGCAUAAAGAGGUUGCGACUUAUUUGAUUGAGAAAUACCCACAAGGGUGUUACACCAUGAAUUACACUAAGAUAUCCCCGCUUUAUUUGGCCGUGGUGCAACAACCUGUGGAUUUAUCCUUGAUAAAUACCAUGUUUCAUGAGUUGGGUAGAGAUGAACGGAUAGUUCAUCAUUUACAACAAGGAAAAUCAAUUAUACGUCCUGCCAUUCAAAACAACAAUCAAGAAUUGCUGAAAACCACAUUCAAGUAUCAACCAGAUCUAAUGAAGCGUUGGGAUGAAGAGGGCUUGACUCCUCUAUCUUAUGCUGCAACCAAUGGAUUAGUUAACAUGGUGGGCUUCAUCCUUAAAAACUAUCCCAAAACAAUAAAAUACCAAAACAAAGAUAAAUCGUACCCAAUUCACAAGGCAUGUCUCGGAGGCCAUGUUGAGAUUAUAAAGAUGUUUUAUUCAAAACACCCGAAAUCAUUGGUGAAUGAAGAUGGUCGUGGAAGAACUAUCAUGCAUUUAUCCGCUAAACAACACGGUAACAAGUUGAUGAAUGUUGUUAACUAUUUGUUGACCUUAAAAGAAGCUCAGUUUCUACUUAACACGCAAGAUGAAAAUGGAUGUACGCCGUUGGCUUUGGCCAUUUCCAACAGAAACGAUAGGGUUCAAGCUUUAAUCCAAAACACCAUCAACAUGCUUUCAUAAUUAAACAUAUAAUUAAUAUAUAUUGCUAGAAAUUUUGAUACUUUUUUUUUUUUUAGUUCCUUAAGGACUUUUUGUAUACUAAUUGUCAUGAAUUUGCCUUGUAAUUUUCUAUGUAUUUGCAGACAUUUAUUAUUUUUAUUAUUAUAGUCUUCUCUGUGAAGGGAAUAUGGGUAUAGAUUGUCCGUCACUUUUCCUUACCCAGACCCUGCUUUUUGGCGAGAUAUUAGAUACGAUGAUGAUGAAUUAUUUUUAUUAUAAUUUUCAUGUAUUUAAUUUGCAUCAGUGACAAUAUUAUUAUAUAAUUUAACUUUCUGUUAAAA